ACUGUAAAUGCAUUGAGGAGUCAGACACGCGCACCAUAUCUGUUCACGCGCAGCUGUGGUGACGUUUGCCACGUUUAUUCGCUCGCGCUCUGCAGCUUUCACUUUUUAAAGUUUGAGUCUGUUAGGAAAAACUGAUUUUUAUGUGAAUAUUAAAUUCAAUAGGAUCUAGGAAAGCAGAACGACCGAAUACGCAACUAAAGCGCACAUUUCCUUCAUGCAUCUUUAGUUUAUUACAGUUGCGUGACAGCACUGCGCACUCGUAGAUAAGCGCUGUGUAGCCUACUUUAAGUACGCGGGGAUUUUGUUUUCUACCUGGGAAGGAAAUCUGGAUUAACAGAUGAACUGUAAUGGCUAACUAACACUGUGCGGGACUGCUGUUGGUCCACAAGGAAAGUGUUGAGAUGAAGAUGCUGGACGGAUGCUGGAGGAGAUGUGUUGUGGUGGGUCUCAGACUGUUGUUAUUUCUUCCCGCAGGUCUGCCCGUCCGCAGCCAAGGAGAUUCCAAUAACAAACAGAUGGACAAUAUCACCGUCAGACAAGGAGAGACGGUCUUCCUCAGUUGCUCACAAGGGGACUUCGUGACACACACGGCAUGGCUGAACAGAUCAAGUAUACUGUACGCUGGAGAAGAUAAGUGGUCCGUAGACCCCAGGGUGAGCUUGGUCGUUCUGAACCAGGCCGAGUUCACCAUCAAGAUUACAGAUGUGGACUUGAUGGAUGAGGGCCAGUACACAUGCGCAGUGCAGACAGUCAGCAGACCUCGAACCACGUCCGUUCACAUCAUCGUUCAAGUUCCUCCAAAGAUUGUGAACUUGUCGAAGGACCUGGUGGUGAAUGAAGGAUCCAACGUAACUCUGAUGUGUCUGGCGAAUGGCAAACCAGAACCUGCCAUUGUGUGGAGAAUGCAGUCAUCUUCAGAUGACGGUCUGAGUUCGGAAACAGAGGUUCUGGAGAUCCCCUUCAUCACCAGACAAAGAGCGGGCACUUACGAGUGCACCGCUGUGAACGACAUCGCCGUGGACACGCAGACGGUGGAGCUCACUGUCAACUAUCCUCCCAGUAUUUCAGAAGGCAGGGAUGUUGGUGUGACACUGGGUCAGCGGGGCGUCCUGCUGUGUGAGGCAGAUGCUGUACCCGAGGCAGAUUUUGAGUGGUACAGAGAUGACAGGAGGAUCUUCAAUGACUUUGAUGGCAUUGCGAUCGAGGAUUCCGAUGCAUUUUCAAAGCUGAUAUUCUUCAACGUGUCAGAGACGGACUACGGCAAUUACACUUGUUUUGCUACCAACAAACUCGGCAGUGCCAACACAAGCAUUCUCCUGUAUGAAGUAAUUGAGCCCACUAGUUCAACGCUAUUGCAAGUGGAGACUGCUUCUGUUUUAGAAAUGACCUCAUCCGAUUUAAAGCAAAGAGCCUUUGAAAACAAUGAAUUGUGGGAAGGACCCGGAGCAGUUCAGGAUGGCAACAGCGGCACAUCAACAGUGUUCACACCCACCUGUCUACUUCUCAUCAUACUUCUACAACUUUUGCUCAAGUUUUGAUGGUGAAGAUGUUUUCAUUGGAUCAAAUUUGUGUGACAUCACUGUCAUUCACACCUGGAGUCACAAAUCGUGCAUGGGUUACCAAAAAUGCCCAAAAUGUGCAUGGGGUACCCAAGUACUUCUUUUAAUAAAAAUAAUCAUGCAUUUUUAUUUUGUUGUUGUUUAUUAUAGAGUUUAAUAUCGUAACUACUUGUCACACUGUUUUGCCCCACAGAAUACAAUGUUUUGUAUUCACUAAAAAGCAAAGUACAGAGAGGCAUGUCUAAUUUGAAAUAUUUAAUUUCUUUUUGUGAUUGUCAUUUUAUUUUAACUCUGUAACCCCUAAAAAACUCAUAGAAUACCACGUUGAUAGGAAAGUCAUUAUAUCAAAGGCAUGAGAUUGCAAGGGCAACCGUCUCUGUUUUUGGAUUGUCGCUAUACUGUAUCUGUAUUGUAUCAUAACUGUACAGUCGAUCAAAAUAAGCAGCAAAAAACACAGUUUAAAAAUUCUUUAAUGUAUAUGUCAUGUAUGUUUUGUGUUAUCGUUUGAACUCUAUUUUAGUAUUUAACAUGUACUCAAAACUGAAAACAAUAUUUUAUGGUACAUAUCAGUUUUUUAUGUUGACCAGAAUAAAACACAGGGACUAUGCAGAACCACAUAAGCAUUCAAUGAUAUAAUAAUAUAAAAACAAAAGGAAUAGAAAGGUUUAAUUAAAUAUAAAUUUGAUGAAAAGAUGAAAAUGUGGCAUGUUGGUUUUAUUAUUGGACCCAGCGAGGGAAUCCAAAGAAUUAUCCCCUCACUGGCCUACCUGAUUUCUAGACAAAGUCUGAUGGUCAUCAAAAAUAUAAGUUGAUUUUUAAUGUAGUUUGAGUUAUAACAGCUCAAAUCUUCAAGCAGAAAAAUGUUUAUUUCACCUCACUGUAGUUUCUGCUAACAUCAAUGUAUAUCUAUAAACUUGUACAAAGGAAAAAUAUGCACAGUUGUUUUUACUAAAAUUGUGAACCUGUUUAAUACAAUGCAGCGUUUUCUAGUUUUGUUAUUUCCUCGCUCUAAAGCUGUGUAAUUUAUUUCUUCAUGGUUUCUGCGUUACGUAGGUACCAGUAAAAUAUUACUGCAGUUACUUGUAAAAUCUGAUGUUUAAAUAUUGUGCUUUCAAACAUGAAGAUGAGACUUUUCCACCCAUCAUCAUUAUCAUACGACACAAGCAUAAGUUCCGAUAUGUCUGUAUUUGAAACAAUGAGAUUUGAUUUAAUCCUACAACUUUUCACAUUUAAUGGUGGUUUUCCGGACAGGGUUUAGAUUAAUCCAUGACUAGACCUUAUAGUCUAAAAAUGACUGGGUUAUUUUUGACACAUAAUGGGAAAAUAUUGGACAGAACACAUGCUGGGUUAAAAAUGACCCAAUGAUGGGAUGUUUUAACUUAUUAUACCUAAUGGUUGCGUAACAACAAUCCACCAUUAUGAUAUUUUAACCCAGCAUGUAUUCUGUCCAGGAUUUUGCCCAUUAUGGGUAAAAAAUAACCCAGCCAUUUUUAGUGUGUAGUAAUAUUAGGACAGUAGUAGUUUUUUUUUAAACAAGCCUUACAAAAAAAACAAAAAACAAUACUGGUGUGCAUCUUGAGACAAAACAAUGGCAAUGAUAUUAUGUUAAUAUACAAGGUGUUUUUAAAUUAGGGCAGCUCAAUCAUGCAAUUUAGUCUUGGAUUAGAAUAAACCCUGUCCGGGAAACGGCCAUAUAAUGUUUGACUUUAAAUCCAUACUAAAGUUCUGUUUUGUUUUAAAACUCAGUGAGAUAUACACAGACUUUCCCUUAAUUUUUUUUUUAUUAAACAUUCAGAUAAAAAAGGAAGUCUGCCAUGAGUUCAGUGAAUUUUAAGCACAAGUUGUAUUUAAGUGAAAGGGUAUGUAUUGUACUGUAUGUGCAGUUUAAUGGGUCCCAGAUUUGGAUUCUUGCCCUAAAGUUGUAUUCUUCAGCAUUCCUGUUUAAUUUUUACAGAUGUAGGGACCAAAGAACAGUCCUCAUAUUUCAUAUACUGUAUACUGUAUCGAGACGUACUGUAAUUACAGCAGUUUAAAGUUCAUAUCUGUUACUUGUUUUGGCUUAAAGGGUACAUACAAAUCUUUUUUUUUCUUUGUCCCAGUUAAAUAAUUUAUAAUCUGAACAGGUAUGUUGGUUUGACAUCAUUUGCCUCAACCCACAAGAAUAUCAACUGCGAGUUACUUACAUUUUCACAAAAAAAAAACAUUUGAAAAAUGGAUGGUGAUAGAAAGGCAAACAUUAUACAAUGUGAAGUAUAAUCUAGAUCUAAAAGAGAUGUAUUCUCAGAACCAGAGGUGUAUAAUACUUAAGUAUUUAAGUUACAUUUUCCAAGCAUCUGUGCUUUAUCGGAGUGUUUGUCUUGGGAAAAAAAUUACUUUGCUUUACUAAAAAAUUUCCACUACAUUCUAAAGCAUAGAAUCAUACUGUGUGUUCAUUAUAUAUUGCUUAUUAAAAUUGAUUUAAUGCCUAAUUACAUAAAAAUUGUGUACUUUUACUUUCUUGAGUAAUAAAAAAAAUAAAAUAAUUUUUACUUAAGUAAAAGUACAAAAAAUUACUAGAUGUUUAAUGUACUUAAAUAUUAAAUUUAAACCAAAAACUUGAAAUUAUGAAAUGUAGUGAAGUAAAAAUUAUGAUAUUAUGUUUUGGAAUGUUUUCCAAAGAAAAACACUAAUAAAAUACGAAUAAUUGAAAAAAUUACUUUUAUGUAGAAAGUAAAAAUACUUAAGUACUAUAUAACUCUGCUCAGAACACAGAAACCAUUUCUGUGCAUGCUGGCUGAUUCAUAAUUCAUAUCACAUGUUUGGGGGAAAAAAUCUGUUUUUAAUUCUUAAACUCCCAAACUUUCAAUAACCUGAGAGGUUUACUUCACACUGAUUUACUCCCACAUGUUGUUUUUUUUUUGGAAAGGAAUAAAAUAAAGUACUUUAACUCUUUGUUCUGUAAAAAAAGAAAAAGAAAUGAUGGUCUUUGUUUUUGUUUAAUUUCCUUUAAUGAAGAUGGUGUGUUCAUAUUUAAGACUUACAAUAAUAAAAUGUUGUAUCUAAAUAGA
Messenger RNA from Paramisgurnus dabryanus, 4606 nucleotides. It is a transcript of the gene ntm, whose product is annotated as neurotrimin. The record is from RefSeq and is a predicted model, not a curated record. NCBI's taxonomy places the organism in Eukaryota, Metazoa, Chordata, Actinopteri, Cypriniformes, Cobitidae.